CAGAGAGAACUGGGCGCACGUAUUCAGCCCCCAUCAAUAAGCGCGUCAUUGUCCACAGUAUGGCUAAUGUAAUACAAUAACAAAACCGGAUUCUAAGAAACUGAGAGAAGAAGCAGCAUCAAAUGUGGAUUAUGAUUUUCAGAGCUGCGGGUGUUUUUGAAAGCUUCGGGUGAGGACAUGGUUGGUGUACUGGUCAGUUCCUUGAAUACUUAGCCAGAUGAACUUCCUUAAAGCUUUUUAAAAACUCUCGCUUGACAGAAUUCGAUUGAAGUUGGGGGAAGUGGAAUUAAUUCCCGGACUGAAAAAGAGCCCUUCUCAGGAGGAAUUUGAAGCAUGUGUACUGAAGCAGGUAUCAGUAAUGUUCGGUCAAAUACGCACUAUUCGCUUUAGUGUGCGCGCGCAACUGCUUGCAGCUUGGGUGAAAUGAUAAGGAUAAAAACGCAUUUGGGUAGCUGCGAUUGGAUCGGACACUGACUGGGGCUGACUGAUGUAUAUCCAUAAGGAAAUGUUUUUGGAAGAGGAGGUCAAUACAAGUUUGUUACCGCUCGCUAGGAGAUAUGCCAGGUGCCUUUCCUUUGCUCUCCGCAGCACCGGAAAAGACAAAACGUGGCUACGAAAACUUCGGCUGCUGCAGAUGGACUUUGGAUUUCAAUGUCCUCAGACACAUACGGAAAAUGUCGAUAUCUGCGUGUUUUGAUGCCGCCGCUAUGAAAUAUGCAUUAAUUCACACCUACUUUGUGGAGUAGACUUACAUACGUGUUGGAGCAGUUUGGACUGGACAUAAGCGUUCUGUACUCAAACCUUUUUAUACCAAGGGACGCAACAAUUGCACAUCUUUCACAUUAAAACGUAAGUUAAAAUCAGCGGAAAUGUAUUCGUUUUACAUAGGUGCCUAGUGCUCUUGUAGAGUACUCUGUAUUGAGUGACAUUGUAACAUAAAACACACUGUGUUAACGCAGAUUGACUUGGAAAUAAUUUGACUAAAACUGUUUAUUUCACUCGCAUAGAUGUCAAGGGCUUUUAUAGAGCCCUCUAUACUGAGUGACAUUGUAAUAUAAAAUAUUAUAUUCUAGUAAUUAGCCCAGUUAUUGGCCAGAUUAGUUUCAACCUAAUUAUGUCAGUUAGGAUGGACUUAAUUAACAGGAAAAUAAUUAUAACACAAAAGAAUCCUAAAAUGAACAGUUGAUUUUCAUUAAAAACAGACAUCUACAAGAUUAAACAGUUAAACCAAUCCAUAUGAAUUUUGAAUUACUAUAGAAAACACUGUUAAGGUACGGUAAUCCACUUGGCAAUGAAUGCAACAUGAUACUAUUAAACGAGAGCUUGCAACUCAUCUUAUGAAGUGUAGGGAAUGAGAGAACAUGAAAGGAAAAAAGUAAAAUAAAAAAAAUAAAAACUUGGACAAUGGCAAUGAAAUGCAUGGGGCACUCGGUGGUUUUACUGUCAUUCUUGGCAGUAGGAACUGUUUUUGCUGGUGUUUUUAAUACUUCAGAAAAAUAUGCUUUUAAUGAUAAGUUGGAGCAGCUCAAACUCACUGAUUCACGGCAUUGGAAGCAUCUGUCAGCCAGCAUGCAUCCCAUUUUGUACUUCAGCCAAGUUGACAUACAGCUACUGAGGCAAAGAUCCACUACGACCCACAGCCACAUUUUCAAAGUAAUCCGCACUGCUGUUACAGCCAUGCUGUCCAAUGCUCCCCUGUAUCUCCCUCCAGUAAAACACGAGGAGUUUACCAGCAAGUGGAAUGAGAUCUAUGGAAAUAACCUGCCCUCGCUCGCUCUCUAUUGUCUAAUAUGUCCAGAGGACACACCUGCCUUACAGUUUCUAGUGAAAUUCAUGGACAGGAUGGCAGACUACCCAGACUGGAUGGUAACAAGUGCCCCGAAUGAUGAAGUCCCUAUGGCACAUUCCCUUACUGGAUUUGCUACAGCCUACGACUUCAUUUAUUCUUCUUUGGAUGACCAACGACGAGAGAAGUACCUGAAAAAAGUACGGUCUGUAACAGCGGAGCUGUACGAGUUGUCCAAGCACAGAAGCUGGGGGAAGCAGUUUCUGCAAAACCAUCAAACCACAAACAUUUUAGCCAUCCUGAUUGGCGCCAUUGUGGUUGGAAUGCACAAUGAUCCGGAAAGCAUGAUGUGGAAACAGGUGUCUGUGAACUACAUGGAGAAGACCAUGUUCCUCCUGAAUCACAUUGUGGAUGGGUCUCUGGAUGAGGGCGUAGCCUAUGGAAGUUACACGUCUAAGUCCAUCACACAGUAUGUGUUCCUAGCACAGCGCCACUUCAAAAUUGACAACACACAGAACAACUGGCUUAGGGCACACUUCUGGUUCUACUAUGCCACCAUGCUGCCUGGCUUUCAGAGGACAGUUGGCAUCGCAGACUCCAAUUACAACUGGUUCUAUGGGCCAGAGAGCCAGCUGGUGUUCUUGGAUGCCUUUGUUCUGCAGAAUGGCACUGGGAACUGGCUCGCCCAGCAGAUCAGAAAGCAUCGACCUAAAGAUGGCCCCAUGGGCCAGUCCUCUGCCCAGCGCUGGUCUACUCUGCACACAGAGUACAUCUGGUAUGAUGCCCACCUCACCCCGCAACCACCACCUGGAUUUGGCAAAGCAAGAAUGCACAUAUUCUCCAACUGGGGCGUAGUAACAUAUGGGGCCGGCCUGCCUAAUAACCAAGGUAACACAUUUGUCUCUUUCAAAUCUGGGAAGUUAGGUGGGCGUGCAGUGUUCGAUAUUGUUCAUGACAAGCCUUACUCCUGGGUUGAUGGAUGGAACAAUUUCAAUCCAGGACAUGAGCACCCAGACCAGAACUCCUUCACUUUUGCUCCGAAUGGACAGGUGUUUGUAUCUGAGGCAUUGUAUGGGCCCAAAUACAGCUACCUAAAUAAUGUGCUGGUGUUCAGCCCCUCUCCCACUAGCCAGUGCAACAAACCAUGGGAGGGACAACUGGGAGAGUGUGCCAAGUGGCUGCGUUGGACAGAUGAGGAGGUUGGAGAUGCAGCUGGUGAGGUCAUUGCUGCCUCCUCCCACAAAGACUUGAUGUUUGUGAGUGGAGAGUCAGUGGCAGCAUACUCUUCUGCUAUGAAGCUAAAGAGUGUGUACCGUGCCCUAGUGCUACUCAACAGCCAAACCUUACUAGUAGUGGAUCAUGUGGAGAAGCAGGAGGAUUCACCAGUGAAUAGUCUUAGUGCAUUCUUCCACAAUCUUGAUAUUGAUUUCAAAUAUGUUCCUUUCAAGUUACUGGACAAGUAUAAUGGAGCUAUGAUGGAUGUGUGGGAUGCCCAUUACAAGAUGUUUUGGUUUGACAAUCAAGGUGCCAGCCCAGUUGCUAGGAUACAGGAGGCAGAGCAAGUUGCAGAGUUCAAGAAAAGGUGGACACAGUUUAUCAAUGUCACUUUUCCUAUGAGGAAUACAGUCAGUAGGAUGGUCUAUGUGAUGCAUGGGCCUUAUGUAAAGGUUUCUAAUUGCAGAUUUGUGGACAACAGCAAACAUGGACUGAAGCUAUCAGUGUUCAUUGACAACACUGAAAAAAUAGUUUCCAUUGCUACAAAUUACAAAGAUGUAGGUGCUCGAUUAAGCUACCUGGGAUUUGGAGGAUAUGCAAAGGUAGAGGACAGACAUCAAGUUACUCGCUUUGGUCUGGGAACUCAAAUUAUUCCUGAACAAAAUGUGGCAGAAAACACAUUAUUUGAUUUUGGAUUUACAGUUAAUGUGAUAGCUGGGGUGAUCCUUUGCGUUGCCAUUGGAUUUUUGACAUUGCAGCGACGAUUCUACAUUUGCUUCAACAAACUCAUGCGCUAUGCUCUCCUCUCUGUCCUUCUACUCUGGAUAAUUGAACUGUUGUUUGUAUCCAAUAGCUGCAAUCAGCUGAUCUGUGGUGUGAAAUGGAAAGGUGUCACCAUGGACUUGGAGGGCUCCACACAGUUGAAACAUUAUGAUCAGCAUGCCUUCCCCCUACCAACAGUUGUCAUCACAACUCUUCCUGGCUCUGGAUCAGAAAUACUGAAACAUCUCUUUUACAAUAGCUCAGACUUUCUUUACAUUCGAGUGCCCACUGAACACUUGGACAUCCCGGAGACCGAGUUUGAGUUUGACUCCCUGGUGGAUGCAUGUGUGUGGACAAAGUCAGAUGCUCAGCGCGGACGCUUCAAAGUAAUCCAAGGCUGGUUCCAUUCCCUGGUCUACAACACCAGGAUGCACCUGCAGAACAUCCAGCUACAGGAAUCCAGCAGGAUUAAGCUGACCCAGAGAGCUGGUGUCUCCAAAGACAAGAGGAAGAGAACGAGGAGGAAGGAACCCCUAGGUGAGCAGAAGGGCAGAGGAAAAGGAAGCCUAGACAGAGAUGUGGAGUACAUUAGAGAACUACGCCAACACGUAAGGCAGUACCAAAAUGCCCGUGUAGUCUUGAACUUGAGGAGUGGCAGCUGGGCCUUGAAGGUCCCUUUUAUUCAGCAGGUGAUUGGCCCCACCCUGCGGGCAAUAUUCAUAGUUCGGGAUCCACGUGCAUGGAUCUAUGUAAUGCUGUACAACAGUAAACCCAGUCUCUAUUCCCUGAAGAACAUACCACAGCACCUUGCUCUCCUUUUCAAAGAGGACAGUAUCAGAGAGCAGUGCUCAGGUUUCACGCCUGAGUUCCGGGUCCUGCGGAGGCUCUUGUCUCGCUCAGAGACGAACCCCGUCCUGUUACUGGCCCACUUGUGGUUGUCGCACACAGCCACAGCACUCAGGGUCAAUGCCGACCUCCCCCCGGACUCUUACUUGAAUGUGAGAUUUGAGGACAUUGUGCACUUCCCCCAGGAGACUGCAGAAAGGAUACACACUUUCCUUGGAGUUCCACUUACACCAGCCGCACUCAAUCAACUCAUGUUUACAACCUCAACAAACUUGUAUAACCUGAUGUAUGAGGGUGAUAUCUCGCCUGAUAACAUCAACAUAUGGAGGCAGAACAUGCCUCGAAAGGACAUCAGGCUAAUUGAGGACACAUGUUGGUUUGUGAUGAAGAGGCUGGGAUAUUCAAGGUUUACAAACUGAUUGCUGCUGGUCAGCUGCUGUAAUGUUAUAUUUUUUGUUUGUUUUUGUUUUGUUUUGUUUGUUUUUGUCUUUUGCACUAAUGGGAAAAUCAUUAAAAAAGAUGGGAGGGAGUUUAACCAUAAUCUACAAACUAGCGUGGAGUGAAAUGGACAUUCAUGUUAAACUUGACAAUGUUGCUUUAUUCUGUUCUGUCUGUAAUGUGUAUCUUGUCCUGAUUAAACUGGUACUUUAUGUUGGUUAGAAGGGAAUAUUUUAUAUUAAAAUAUGUUGAAUGAUUUGGGAUUUAAAUGAUACUUGAGUGACAUUUUCGUUCUGUUUCAUAGAAGAAAAUUUCUAGACUCUUCUAGAGUUAUUUGAGUCGUGCAAAUAUUCAUUGUUAUUUUUGUAAUGCUAUGUCCAGUGUAGAAAUGUGCUCCUGAUACUUUACUGGUGUUAUAUUACAAAUAUGGAUAUUUAAAUGUGGACAUUAUUUUCUUAUAAAAGUUGUACUACUAUCUGUAAUCUAUACACAUCUGUAUCUUUUUAUACACAUAUAUUUUGCAAAACAGUUUAUGGCAGAUCAUAGCUCAAUAUGCACAAAAGAUGUCAAACAUGUCAAAAGAAACGGUUUUGAACUGCUGAGUAGUCUGCAAGUAAUUGAACAUAUAUUUUGGUCUUGUUGAAAUAAUGCUGUUUCAUUCAUGCUUGUAAGGGGAAGAUCCUAGUGGUUUUGCACUUUGGUGAAGAGGAUCACAUCAUUAUUCUUACUGUAGUGUGUUUACUGUCCACAUCUAAGCCACAGCAGAGGCAUUGGUGUGCUUAUUGACUCAAUGGUUUCGGCUAAAUCUGUUAAAGGAUGUUGGUUGUUGACAGAAAUGGCUAAAAGUAGACAGGUUUUGGCUUUAUGACGUGUUUUGCGAAAGCACAUAGCCUGGGAUUUUUGAAGAUUAAAAUAUAAUAAUUA
Molecule: messenger RNA, 5971 nt
Organism: Anguilla rostrata (American eel)
Lineage: Eukaryota; Metazoa; Chordata; Actinopteri; Anguilliformes; Anguillidae
Product: dermatan-sulfate epimerase-like protein
Exons: 1
Coding region: 1405-5028 (1207 amino acids)
Molecular function (GO): chondroitin-glucuronate 5-epimerase activity
Source: RefSeq, a predicted model, not a curated record